Messenger RNA from Xiphophorus maculatus (southern platyfish), 689 nucleotides. Its product is annotated as SUN domain-containing protein 3-like. Gene Ontology annotation, molecular function: protein-membrane adaptor activity. Gene Ontology annotation, cellular component: meiotic nuclear membrane microtubule tethering complex; nuclear envelope. Gene Ontology annotation, biological process: nuclear envelope organization. The transcript is spliced from 6 exons. The record is from RefSeq and is a predicted model, not a curated record. Bases 21 to 689 code for a protein of 222 amino acids. NCBI's taxonomy places the organism in Eukaryota, Metazoa, Chordata, Actinopteri, Cyprinodontiformes, Poeciliidae.
GCAUUAUUGCUCCUCUUUCCAUGGACCCUCUGGUUUCUUCACCCCCCACCAUAAACACAGUUUCGGUCCCAGGAUGUGAAGAUAAAGGAAGACAAAUACAGGAAGUGAAGGAUGUUCUGAUAGUCCUGCAGAAUAAGAUGGACUACCUUCUUCCAUCGGCAGAUUUGUUGCCCAACUUUGCUCUGAAAUCACAAGGAGCAAAGGUUUUACAGUGGAGGCCAUUAGCCGCACAUCCUGGCCAACUACAAAGAUGCGGUUGGUUUGGGUUUGCACUAGAAGAGCCAUUUAUCCACCCAGACAUUGUCAUCCAGGGGAGGACUCGCCUAAAUCCAGGAGAGUGCUGGGCUUUUGAAGGUUCCCAGGGACAUUUAGCCAUCGCCCUGUCCCACAGAGUCCUUAUCAGUCACGUCACCUUGGGUCACCUGCCUAAAAUGUUGUCCCCGACUGGUAACAGCUGGAGUGCUCCCAAGGAGUUUUCUGUCUAUGGAAUGAGGGAACCUGAACAGGAGUGGACUCACCUGGGAACUUUUAUCUAUGAGGAGGAUGGAGAUUCUCUUCAGACCUUUGAGCUACCGAGCCAUGAAAAAAUGGCCUUUAGCUCCAUAAAGCUACAGAUAAACAGUAACUGGGGCCACACAAAGUACACCUGCCUCUACAACGUCAGAGUCCACGGAGAGAUCGCUUAUUGA